Messenger RNA from Esox lucius (northern pike), 4110 nucleotides. RefSeq names its product RAN binding protein 9 (gene ranbp9). Gene Ontology annotation, molecular function: protein binding. The transcript has 15 exons. The coding region runs from base 108 to 1910 and encodes 600 amino acids. Gene Ontology annotation, cellular component: cytoplasm. NCBI's taxonomy places the organism in Eukaryota, Metazoa, Chordata, Actinopteri, Esociformes, Esocidae. The record is from RefSeq and is a predicted model, not a curated record. Gene Ontology annotation, biological process: cell surface receptor signaling pathway; cytoskeleton organization.
GAGGAGUUUAUAUUCAAGUACUUUCCAGUCCUCAAGGAAGUGCGACGGGACUCUCUAAACCAAUCAGAUUUGUGGAUUAGCACCGACAACAAACAAAAGAUCGAGCCAUGUCUGGACAGUCAUCGGGCUGUGGGUUUCUAAUGUCGGUUGUUGUUCACGGAGAUUCGGCUCUGAACGAACAGGAAAAGGAGCUCAACCUGCGACUAAGGCGGCUCUAUCCAGCCGUAAAUGAACUUGAAACACCGCUCCCCCGAUCCUGGAGCCCGAAGGACAAAUUCAGUUACAUUGGCCUUUCUCAGAACAAUCUUCGAGUGCACUACAAAGGUCAUGGAAAGACCCCUAAAGAUGCAGCGUCUGUACGAGCCACUCAUCCAAUCCCGGCUGCCUGCGGGGUCUACUACUUUGAGGUGAAAAUCAUCAGCAAAGGCAGAGAUGGGUACAUGGGGAUCGGUCUCUCGGCUCAAGGUGUCAACAUGAACAGACUCCCUGGUUGGGACAAACACUCGUAUGGUUACCAUGGAGACGAUGGCCACUCCUUCUGCUCCUCCGGCACGGGGCAGCCGUACGGCCCCACAUUCACCACGGGAGACGUGAUUGGCUGCUGUGUCAACCUCAUCAACAACACCUGCUUCUACACAAAGAACGGUCACAGUUUAGGAAUAGCCUUUACAGAUCUACCGCCCAACCUGUACCCCACCGUGGGGCUGCAGACCCCAGGGGAGGUGGUUGAUGCAAACUUCGGCCAGCACCCCUUUGUGUUUGACAUCGAUGACUACAUGCGUGAAUGGAGGACCAAGAUCCAGGCCCAGAUUGAUAGAUUCCCCAUAGGGGACAGAGAGGGAGAGUGGCAAUCCAUGAUCCAGAAAAUGGUGGCGUCUUACCUGGUCCACCAUAGUUACUGUGCCACAGCCGAAGCCUUCGCCAAAUCCACUGACCAGGCUGUGCACGAGGAGCUGGCCUCCAUCAAAAACCGACAAAAGAUCCAGAAGCUGGUGUUGUCAGGCAGGAUGGGGGAAGCCAUUGAGACAACUCAACAGCUGUACCCCAGCCUCCUGGAGAGGAACCCUGACCUCCUAUUCAUGCUGAAGGUUAGACAGUUCAUCGAGAUGGUGAACGGGACAGACAGUGAGGUGCGCUGCCUGGGAGGACGCAGCCCCAAGUCCCAGGACAGUUAUCCAGGCUCACCCCGCACCUUCAGCAGCCCCAGUCACAAAGCCAGUGGCUCCCAGGCCUACCUCACAGGGUUCGACGGUGGCUGCUGUAAUGGGGUGACCUCCAGUAAGGUACACCCCUCCCCCCACAGUCACAAGCCCUGCCCCUCGGGCCCCACCCUCCCUGCGCCUGAGCUCAGUACCCUAAAUGGUGGCCACAGCCUGCAGCAGCCCAGCACCAGUACUGAUGUGGACAUGGAGGUAGAUCACUUCACCAAUGGACUGACCGAGUCCUCUUCUAAUGGCUUCCUCAAUGGUACCUCUAAACACGCAGGCCAGCCUGAGGACUGUGAGGCGGACAUGGAGGUGGAGUCUACCCAAUCCAAGAAACAGCUGUGCGGAGGAAGCCAGGCAGCUGUCGAGAGAAUGAUCCGCUUUGGUCGGGAGCUCCAGAGCAUGAGUGAGCACCUACGCCGUGAGUGUGGGAAGAACUCUGUCAACAAGAAGAUGCUCAAGGAUGCAUUCAGUCUGCUGGCCUACUCUGACCCAUGGACCAGCCCAGUGGGCUACCAGCUGGACUCGAUUCAGAGGGAACCAGUGUGUUCCACACUUAACAGUGCAAUAUUAGAGACUCACAACCUGCCCAAGCAGCCCCCUCUGGCUCAGGCGGUGGGACAGGCCGCCCAGUGCCUGUCCAUCAUGGCACGCUCCGGAAGCGGCUCGUGCGCCUUCGCUGCUGUGGAUGAUUACCUGCAUUAGCCACAGGCCGGGCACAUGGCGCCCCCCCCUCCCACCCCACCCUCCCCCCUGACAAACUCCCAAGGCUGAGCCCCGGGCCGUGUUCAGGUACUCCACCCUUCUCUGGAAACUAGCACUUGUUCACUCCUCCUCCACAUGCAUUUGAAAUAAUUGGAUUGGUGCAAGAAUGGCCGGUUGGUGUUCCCACCAUAUUCCUUACAGCAGUCCAUUCCUUUGUAAUCCAAUGGGCGGGAGUGAACGUGUGCACCCUUUGGAAAAGAGUGGAGAAUCGGGACUUCUCCCUAGCGUCACAAACUGUGAUGGGAGUCAUGCAAGCCUGCCCACAUUAUUUUAGUUGAUGGGGGGGGAGGUGGGGGGGCAAAGACUAGCCAACUGAUACAUCCUCCACCCUGACUGUGGCGAACCCUGCAGGGUAUUUCAUAUCCACGAUCCCAAACUAGGCAACUGUGCAAAGGUGCACCACACUGACCUGAAGAACAAGCAGCUUUCCAGUGACCGCAACGUUAGUGACCCGCGGUGGGCAGCCUGUCGACAGUCUACCUUUCGUAACCCAGUUUGUACACUUUAAACCCCCGACCAACGAUGUGCGCCAACACGACGUCCUGCGCCAGACGGGCCGAUGUCACUGCGAGUAUUCUGACCGUUCUAGUCUAGUUCUGCACCGGGUUAGCGGAGUGCGCUAGCCCGUCCCACCUCGAGGAUCCGACUCGCGCGGCGCAAAAGAUGACAAAGACCCUGGACAUCCGUGGCUGGUGACGCAUGGGGACUUGAGACUUGAAGAAGCCAGUAAGAGAAUCCACAGUCCGGACUUGUCUUGUUUUCUUUUAAAAAGUAGUUUAUUUUGGUGAGGGGUGGGGUGGGGUGGGGGGGGUUGUUAGGGAGGAAGGGAGUCUAGGCAGUUUGUUUCUGUUCCCUGGUUUACAAGGCAUGGUGAAAAUUAUUAUUCUUAUUAUUCUUGCAUACACAGUAUAUUUGUUGAGCGUCGGCAAGAGUGAAUUUCACCGAAUAAUAAAGGACCCAAUCCCAUUAAUCCUUACUAGUGAAAAGUGUCAGCUUGUCUACAUGUUAACAUUUCUAUGAAACAAAAAAAAUAUCAAUAGAGUAAAAUAUUUAGCUACCAAAAGAAAGGAAACAAAAAAAAAAAAAGACCUUCUAAGCUUCACACUUUGUGUGGAGUUAGUGGAGACUUGUGUCAAUGUUAUUACACUGUGGUUGAGAAGUUAACGCUUUCCAUGGCUACCCCAGUACCCAACCUGUUCCCCAACUGCACAGCAGGCUUGAUGCAAUGUUAUCUGUUCUUAUUUCCUAAUGUCUUCAUGUUAUCGCGUGUCCUUUACCCACAAAGAACUCAGGAGCCAAAAAACCUUUCUCCUUGAUUUUGACUUAGUUCUAAUUGAAUGUGUCUCUACUGCAAUGAAGGGCUUUUCAGACUUUGAUAAACUCAGACCUGGUUAGCGGAUUUGCUUUGUGUUGAACCGGCAGCAAGCUAGCACCUGAACUUUCUUGAUGUAUGUUAGCCUCCCAGGAUGUGUUGCCCUAUUUUGGGGCUAGCCUAGUGUUAACCAUAGCAGCGUGUGGUGGCAAUAGGCUAACUAGGUCAAGAGCAUGUCAUGUUGGGGGGGUCUUAAGGUUAACCUCUGGCCCCCCCUAUAGUUUUCAUAGCUUUUAGCGAAUCACACCCAGUGACACAAGUCUUGGGGUAUAAUGGUGUGUGUUUGAGAGCGCACCUAAAGCAGCGUCUAACCUAUCACUUAGCUUUAAUGAACCUAUACUCUGUGCAAUAUCUCAAACAUGCAUCUUUUCAGGUAUGAAAAGCCCUUAGGCUAUUUUUGAGUUUAGUAGAACACUUGUCAACCACAUCCAUCCCAAUAGAAACAGGCUUUAAUCAAAGGCUAGCACUUUGUAGACAGGUGCAUUACACUACGCUUGGGUCAACGUCGGCAGCACUUCCUGUGAAUCUGAUCUCGGCUAGGGUCGGGAAAAUAGCCUUUAAUAUGCAAAUUGUCACCAGUGCAAUGUGCUUUGCCUAGAACACGCCUUUGAUUGAAUCCUGGUCUAGCUCUUUCCUUGUUCCUGGUUACGGGAUCCCCUUCUGGCCUUUAGUAGUCCCCAUGGCAAAAAUAAAAAUAACAGUAUUGUCAAAUGCACUGUGGUUACCACAUUUACAAUAAAGAAACCAAUAUCUAGGAAGGCGACAUUG